Quercus lobata is the source of this 1134-nucleotide messenger RNA. RefSeq names its product G-type lectin S-receptor-like serine/threonine-protein kinase LECRK1. Gene Ontology annotation, molecular function: protein kinase activity; ATP binding. The transcript is spliced from 3 exons. Lineage: Eukaryota; Viridiplantae; Streptophyta; Magnoliopsida; Fagales; Fagaceae. Gene Ontology annotation, biological process: protein phosphorylation. The coding region runs from base 1 to 1134 and encodes 377 amino acids. The record is from RefSeq and is a predicted model, not a curated record.
AUGGUUAUCCAAGAUGCGAACAAAUCAACCAACAUCUACAACCUUACCAAGGAAGAUCCAGGCUCAAAAGAAACUUUCUACCACAUGGCUAGAAUUGAUGUUGAUGGAAGCUUCAGAGUAUACAAACACCCAAGAAAUGGGGACGCCCCAAGUGGGGGGAAUGAGAGCUGUUCUUCAUCAUGGACUGAAGUGCAUAGCAUUCCCAAUGAUAUUUGUGGUACAUUAAUUGAUGCUGUUGCUGCUGGAGGUCACCUAUGUAGAGCCCCCGCCCCUGACAAUGGAAACCAGAAAAAAGAUCAUGUACAGUUUAAACAGGUUCUAAAUGUGGAGUGGCCGUUCUCAGAUUACGGCCUUGUUAGAGGGAUUGAUGAGAAACAGUGUAUAUGCCUUGACGAUUGCUUGUGUGUUGUGGUCAUUAAUGAAGGUAACGAAAAUGCAUGUUGGAAGAAGAAGUUUCCUCUGUCCAAUGGAAGAUAUCGCAAAAGUAAUACUAGCAUAGUUCUCAUCAAGGAAAAUAUAGGUUCAGAUAAGAUAGACCAGUCUAUGGUAGUUGUCUUGGCACUACUCCUUGGCAGCUCUGCAUAUCUUAAUAUCCUAUUCUUCAUAGCUAGUAUUGUGGCUUUUAUCUACUUGUACCGCAAAAGGCUGAAUUCGCGAUGGAAUAUUGAUAGCACACUUGCAACAAAUGUGAGAAGCUAUACAUAUAAAGAGCUCGAAGAAGCAACCAGGGGCUUCAAGCAAACAGUGGGAAAAGGUGCUUGCAGAACUGUUUAUAAAGGGGUCCUUCUAUCAGAUUCUAAAAGUUUUGUUGCAGUCAAGAGGUUAGGUAAGGUGGUAGAAGAAGGUGAGAAGGAAUUCAAAACAGAAGUGAGCGCGAUCGCACGAGGCCUAAUGUACUUGCAUGAAGAGUGCAACACCCAAAUCAUCCAGUACUAUGACAUAAAGCCUCAAAACAUACUCUGGGACGAGUACUUUACGCCAGAGAUUGCUGAUUUUGGAUUAGCAAAGCUUUUGUUGGCAGAACAAACUCGAGUAGUUCGUACAGCAAUAAGAGGGACAAUUAAAUACUUUGCACUGAAUGGUUUAGAAAAGCAUCCAUUUCAGUUAAGGUUGAUGUUUACAGUUUUGGUGUGA